Messenger RNA from Physella acuta, 3143 nucleotides. RefSeq lists its product as uncharacterized. Gene Ontology annotation, biological process: phytochelatin biosynthetic process; response to metal ion. Gene Ontology annotation, molecular function: metal ion binding; glutathione gamma-glutamylcysteinyltransferase activity. NCBI's taxonomy places the organism in Eukaryota, Metazoa, Mollusca, Gastropoda, Physidae. The record is from RefSeq and is a predicted model, not a curated record.
AAUUCUUAUUCUACAUCACUGACUUUAGUUUAGUCCUUUUAGUUUUAGAAAGAGUAAACUGUAAACAUGUUAAACAUGUUAAAUUAUCGUACUCAUUAAAAUAUUUCUCUGCUUUUUAAUUUUAUUGGAUUGAUUAUGCUAUCUCUCAGAUCUAUUCUUCUGAGGACAGCCAGUUCAGGUAAAAGACUUGUCGUUUUCAAAAUGGCAGCUCGUUCUUCAAGUCUUGGAGGAUCACUAUCUUCACCUGUCAAAUCACCAACGCUGCAGUUUUAUAGGCGACCAUUGCCUACAACUUGUAUUGACUUUGCUUCAGAUGAAGGAAAAUUAAUCUUCUCACAAGCUUUAGCUGCUGGAUAUAUGAAUUCAUUUUUUAAACUAUGCUCACAGUAUCGUACUCAGGAUGAACCAGCAUAUUGUGGCUUAACAUCACUCGUGAUGGCUCUUAAUGUUUUAGAGAUAGACCCUGGUAGAGUCUGGAAAGGGCCUUGGCGGUGGUACCAUGAAGAUAUGUUGGAUUGUUGUACAUCUCUGCAAGUUGCUAGAGAAAAAGGCAUCAACAUGGAACAGUUUGUCUGCUUGGCUAGGUGUAACAAUCUUGCAGCGAUGUCUGUGCUGGGAUCAGAAAUUAACUCUAUAGAACACCUCAGGGAGGAGAUUAAAGCAGCAACUGUAAGAGAAGAUGUUGUGUUGGUGGCAUCAUACUCUAGAAAAUCCCUAGGGCAGACUGGUACAGGACACUUUUCCCCAAUAGCAGGCUAUCAUGAGGGUAGAGAUCUGGUUCUCAUUCUUGACACUGCAAGAUUCAAGUACCCACCUCACUGGGUAUCUGUAGCAACACUGCUGGAAGCCAUGAAAACAAUUGACCCAGAAACUGGAAGAUCUCGAGGCUACAUUAUUCUGUCAAGUGCCACCAACCAGCCUAGUCUCCUGUUGUUUCGCCCUUCAUAUGCCUUUACCAUUGACAAGCAGAAGGGGAAGUACUGUUCACAGUUAAUUGACUUCGCACAAGAAUGGACGGAUCGUCUUAGUGUUGUAUCAGGAAAGCUCCAAAGUCCUAAAGAGAUUAUUGAACUGGCAAUAAAAAAUAUGCAAGAAAUUCAGAGUAGAGAGAACUUGUUCAUCAGCAUGUUCAGCUUGACGCUACCCUAUGAACAAAGCGACUCUGACAUUUUUGUUGUGCCCUGCCCACAAGCAGUGAAAGGCGAGGAAAAAGUUGCCUGCAUCAUAAAACAGUUGCUGAAUGAGAUAGAGAAAUUAGAAACUUUUAAAGUUGCCAAAGAGUAUUUCAGAAACAAGUCCAUGGAAGAAAAAUCUAAAUUUAUGUCGUAUAUUCAGUCACCUGACCUAGGCCUUGACCUUAGCACUGUUGAGUCUGACUCUGACAGCUGUUGUAAAUCAGACUGCAGCGACCACGCUAGCGUCCCAUGCUGUAAAGCCAAAAAUUCAAGUCAUGAAAUUAGCCACGCCUAUUCUGAUUGUGGUAGUUCUAAAACCAAGCCAAUUAUAAGUGCCUUUGCAGUGGACUCAGCCAUUGAAACACAAUGUUCAGCAUGUGAAGGCGUGAUCGCCAUCGGACCGGAGCAUGCAGCGACACUAUUCCUCCAGGUUUGGCCGCAUGUGCUUUUCCCCGUCAACAAACCAGCAGUUACAUCACACCAGUGCAGCAGUGCGUUGGACCAAACAGCGGUCAGUACAGAGGAGGCUGAGAGUAAAACACUAGGUCAGGCACUGGUUGAGUUCAUUUCUUCAGAUCUUAGUAGAACUGGUGGCCGGUACGUACGGGACGAAAUUGGCACAAUCAAGGUAAAGAUUAGAGAAGUUUUACGAUAUCACACCCAGGGGUUUGUCACAUGUUGUGACCGAGCCCACUCAGUCACAUGAUCAUUUUGUUUUGUAUUGGUGUUUACAGUAGGAUCAAAUUGGCACAAUCAAGGUAAAGAGUAGAGAAGUUUUACGAUAUCACACCCAGGGGUUUGUCACUUGUUGUGACCGAGCCCACUUAGUCACAUGAUUGUUUUGUUUUGUAUUGGUGUUUAUAGUAGGAUCAAACUAUUUUUACCUUUUUUUUAAUGUAAAUAAAGCUUAUGUUAAAAACAAUCACUUAUUUAUAAGACAGAAAACAAAGAUUUUCUUGAUAGAUUUUUUUUGUAUAUCUUGUUCAGUUAAAAUGUUGGUCAUAUGUUAAAAGUUUGUUAGUGUAAAUUCAUACAUUGAUAUUAAUAUGUGAUUUAUGCUGUAAUCAUUCUAUUUGUUAAAACUGUUGUUGAUGUAAGUUUUUACAAUACCGGUACUUAUAAUACAUGGUUUGUUGCAACUAGAAUAGAAAGUCUGUUUCUGUGUAAUGACUCAUUUUUAUCCACUUAACAAAUCAAGUCAGGCAAUGUCUUUGAAUUAAUUAAUUUAAUAUUUUUAAAAUUAAAACAUAAGGUUUACUUGCUUUAACACAACUGUACCUUUAAAAUAUGCUUAUUUCUGGUGUUUGUAAAUAAUUUAGUUUUUUUUAACAGUUUAACUAACUGUCACUGCUGAAGUAUUUGUUGAUUAUAUUAUGCAACAUUUAUUUAUUUAGAAUAAAAUAGUCCAAAGAAUAUUUGAUUACUUUUGCUUUUUAUUAUCAAUACAAAUUUGAAAUACAUAAAGUAUUUACACAGGGAUUUAUAUGACGAGUAGGGUAUUUGACAAUAAUUUCUUUAUGAUACAGUACUUUUAAUAACACUUAGUUAUUCCUUUAUUAACUUAGUUUUAAAUUGCUUAAAAACAGAAUAAAACGACAUAUACUAUUUGUGGACAGACUUUUGACUAAUGUGUAUUUUAUAUAUUAUUUGAACUUGGAUGCAAUCUUUGUAAUUAUUUUUAUGAUGCAGAACAUAAUUCUCUCAAUUUUAUUUAUUUGAUAUUCAUAUCAGAUUUUUUCCCCUUUAUUUACUGCUACUGAGCUUUGUUUAAUAAUUCUUAUUUAAUGUACAUUUCAAUGUACAAUUAAUUUAAAUGCAGGUAUAAUCUGAAAGAAAUGUAUAUCUUUCUUAUUUAGAUUUAUUUAUACUUAUGUAAAAUCAACUUUUGUGCUGUAAUUAUUAAUUAUCAAGUUUAAAUGAGCAUUAGUCUGUUUCUGUGAUACAAACAUUUGUAGUUCAAUGACUUUG